AUGGUCAAGGAGAAACGCCCACCAGAAAAGUUUGGAAACCUUAUACGCUCCGAUUUCUGGUUCUACGAUGGAAAUAUUGUUAUAGUUGCCGGAUGUGCUGCUUUUAAGGUUCAUCGUGGACAACUGGAACGACACUCAGAAGUCUUCAGCGACCUUUUCUCAUUACCUCAACCUCAAGAGCAGGAACUCAUCGAUGGUUGCUCUUGCGUUGAAUUACAAGAUCCACCCUCAGAUGUUUUAUACUUUCUUGGUGCACUUUAUGAUGGUUUAUAUUUCAAGAAACAGCGCUCCACUGACUUCCCUGCCAUUGCUGCCGUACUUCGCUUGUCUUCAAAGUAUCUGGUCGAGCAUCUUCGCCAGCGCUGUCUACAUCGACUGGAUAAGGAUUGGCCAACUACGCUCUCUGGUUGGGACCUUAGGGAACGACGAUCCACAGAUGAAAAUGGACGGUACGUUCCCCGCGAUCACUGUGCUCAUCCGAUAUUGGUCAUAGAGCUGGCCCUUUCUAUGAACCUCCCUGCUAUGCUGCCUGCUGCUCUAUAUGAUCUAUCGCGAUAUGGGCCGAGUAAAAUCAUGAGUGGGACGACACUGCCAUUUACGAGUUUUGAUCGAAUGCUGAAAGAGCUUACUGGAGUGCAAGUGACGACGGAAAAGCCAGUCAAGCUUUCGCGCGAUCUUCUCUGUAGGACUCUUCGCGGUCGAGAAGCCACCCAACGUUACAUGGCCGGCUUUAUUGCUCGUCAUCUCCAUUGUCGGGCACCAGCAGCGGAAUGCCUCCACCGUAAUGAAAAGGAAAACCCAAGCCGGCCCUGCCACGAGUCGUUUUACUUCAUAAUGCUCAACAUCCUUCGCUCCGUGGGGGGUAUAGCCUGUGGUCGAGACGCCGAUCCUCUGUACACCCUAUCUCAAGCAACAGAAAUGUUGACUAGGACGGAUUUCUCGGAUGGGCAACGCCAGUGUGGAUUGAAGCUGUGUCAACCAUGCAAGAACGACUUCGCAGAGGCAGCGGCGAAGGCGCGGGAAGAAGUCUGGACUUUAUUGCCGCAAUGGUUUGGCUUCGUCGAGAGCGACAACAACGACUCUCUUCUGGACUUGGAUUGA
This is a messenger RNA of Psilocybe cubensis, 1101 nucleotides long. RefSeq lists its product as uncharacterized. NCBI's taxonomy places the organism in Eukaryota, Fungi, Basidiomycota, Agaricomycetes, Agaricales, Agrocybaceae. The record is from RefSeq and is a predicted model, not a curated record. The coding region runs from base 1 to 1101 and encodes 366 amino acids. Gene Ontology annotation, molecular function: protein binding. The transcript is spliced from 2 exons.